CACUCCAUAUAAUAAUCGGAUGCAUGUAAAAGAGUCGGUGAAGCUUCGACAUGUCGACCACGGGUCCCAUAAGUAAUUAUUAUGUGGACUCCUUGAUCAACCAUGAAAACGACGAUGUCCUUACUGCAACUCGUUUUUCGGCGCCCGGUUCGCACCCAGCCGGUCCUCGUCCGACGUCGCUAGUACCGGAGUGUGCUGACUAUCCUUCCUGCAGCUUCGCACCCAAGCCACCCGUCUUCUCCACCUCCUGGGCCCCUGUACACUCCCAGUCAUCAGUGGUUUACCAUCCAUACAGUCACCAACCUCACUUAGGCACAGACUCGAGAUAUGUGCGGUCAUGGCUGGAGCCGAUAUCAGGCGCCGUGCCUUUCCAUGGCUAUCCGGGGAACAACAGGCACUACGGGUUGAAGCCCGAUGCAUUUCAAGAACACAGAGCCGGCGAGUGUCUCGGCUCCAGCGGGCGGACCUACACGGAUUAUCUGUACUGCUCAUCCACUGACACGCGAGACAAGACGCAGCAGAAUCUCCCCUCUCCUGAGUCGGAGCUCAUGGCUUCAGGAAAACAUAAAGAUGAGAAACCGGAGCUAGAUCCGAAUAACCCUGUGGCAAAUUGGAUACACGCCCGCUCCACAAGGAAGAAGCGAUGUCCUUACACAAAGUACCAGACUCUCGAACUGGAAAAGGAGUUUCUGUUCAAUAUGUACCUUACAAGAGACCGCCGAUACGAGGUCGCCAGAGUGCUGAAUCUGACUGAGAGGCAGGUCAAAAUCUGGUUUCAGAACCGGAGAAUGAAGAUGAAGAAGAUGAACAAAGAAAAGACCGACAGCAAAGACCAAUAAUGUGGACUACAGUGACACAACAACCAACAAUAACCACUAGUCUAAUGGACAGCACAGAUGUACCAAAACACACGACAAGCGCCCCUCUCCUCCUUAUAUUUAUCACUUUUGUUGGAUUUUUUUUGUAUUAACCUUAACUUCCAGACUGUUUGAUGCCGAAUAUUAUUUUUUAGUGUACAUUUAUGUGUCGAGCGUUUAAGUAGGAAAAAAAGAAAGAAAAAAGAAAACGGAAAACUUCUAAGGAGAGAAUUACACUUUGCUUUCACUUCGAGAUAUGUGGUUUUGUAAAAGAAAUUAAAGAAGCGCAGUUUGGAUACGCUUAAACUGUCCGGAGAAAGAGAAUACUUGAAUUCCUUUGAAUUUCACAAAAACCAUAAUUUAUGCUGUGAAUGUUUUCUUUCAUGUUUAUUUUCUUUGUACGCUGUUGUGCAGGUGUAGUAUUUUGUACAGCAACAUCUGCGGUCGACAUGUCUGUCUUGUAUUUUUGUGAUAGUUGUAGCUGUAUUUGUGCACAUUUUCUUUCUCCUUUUUUUGACUGUAGCCUACGAGUUUAAUUAUAGAGUGUAGAUAUAGACCUCUGCAAAUAUAACCAUAA
Molecule: messenger RNA, 1434 nt
Organism: Maylandia zebra (zebra mbuna)
Lineage: Eukaryota; Metazoa; Chordata; Actinopteri; Cichliformes; Cichlidae
Gene: hoxc9a
Product: homeobox C9a
Biological process (GO): anterior/posterior pattern specification; DNA-templated transcription; embryonic skeletal system morphogenesis
Cellular component (GO): nucleus
Molecular function (GO): RNA polymerase II cis-regulatory region sequence-specific DNA binding; DNA-binding transcription factor activity, RNA polymerase II-specific
Source: RefSeq, a predicted model, not a curated record